Molecule: messenger RNA, 1244 nt
Organism: Carica papaya (papaya)
Lineage: Eukaryota; Viridiplantae; Streptophyta; Magnoliopsida; Brassicales; Caricaceae
Product: NAD(P)-binding Rossmann-fold superfamily protein
Source: RefSeq, a predicted model, not a curated record
AACUUCUUUUCUUCUCCCGCUCUUUCACAUUCCUCCUUAAUGGCGUCCUAUCUAAAUUUCACUCCAAUCUCUGAAUUCUCCCUCCCGCUCUCAAAAAGCGCCAUAACUUCACCAAGAGUCCCUCUUCUCUCUCUUCCUUCACUGACUUCCGCUUCUGGAUAUUUCUCUUUGAAGAGCUCUGCGAACCGUGGAGGAGGAGGUGGAGGAUCAUUAUCAACAAUUAUUCAUGCUAUCAAAGAAGAAUUGAUCCAAUCGCCGAGUUCGGAUUCUAGCGUUGAUUCUGAAAAUGCAUCUCCGGCAUCCUCUAAGGUCGUCCUCGUCGUUGGCGGCACCGGUGGUGUCGGGCAGUUGGUUGUGGCAUCACUAAUUGAUAGGAAAAUCAAAUCACGGUUGUUACUACGGGAUCCUGAGAAAGCAACUACUCUGUUUGGUAAACAAGAUGAUAACAUACUACAGGUUUUUAAAGGGGACACUCGAAACCCAGAGGAUCUAGAUCCAUCUAUAUUUGAGGGUGUCACACAUGUGAUUUGUUGCUCUGGAACAACAGCCUUUCCCUCAAAGCGCUGGGAGGGGGAUAACACACCUGAAAAAGUGGAUUGGGAGGGUGUGCGAAAUCUUGUUUCUGCACUGCCUCCAUCAUUGAAGAGAAUAGUUCUUGUUUCAUCGGUUGGUGUAACCAAGUUUAACGAAAUACCUUGGAGCAUUAUGAACCUAUUUGGUGUUCUCAAGUAUAAGAAGAAGGGGGAGGAUUUUCUUCGAAAUUCUGGUCUUCCAUUUACCAUUAUCAGAGCUGGUAGAUUGACAGAUGGACCUUACACGUCUUAUGAUCUGAAUACUUUGCUCAAAGCCACUGCUGGGAAAAGGCGAGCAGUUGUUAUUGGUCAAGGAGAUAAACUAGUUGGAGAAGUUAGCAGACUUGUGGUUGCCGAAGCUUGCAUACAAGCAUUAGACAUAGAAUUUACCAAUGGCAAAAUUUACGAGAUCAACUCAAUUGAGGGAGAAGGUCCGGGAAGUGAUCUACAGUUGUGGCGGGAGUUAUUCAGAGCUGCCGAAGUCUGAUUACUUGAUUUGCUUGUGGAAAUUUUUGGCCGCUAUUGAUUUAACAAGUCGCUGUACAUUAGUUUUGUGUAUAUGUAUGUAGUCAGAUUCACUACUGUGAGCUCCAUAUCAAGAUCAAAUAAAAAUAUCAAAAUUGGAUCUUAAACUUCAUAUAAUGUAACACUCCGUUUUUUUUUCUAACGGUA